AUGAAAGUAUUAAUAGCUAUAGUAUUACUAGCAUUUAUUGUUGGUGUCCAUUCAGCCAGCUUUAGAGCAAGUUCAGACUUGUUUAUUAAAAACAAAGUUCUAGAGAAUGAACAAACCGGUGGACUAUUGUACAUCUUGUUUACCAAUCCAGAACAAGAAUGCAGUGGCUGCAAGGAAAUCAACGACAAGUUUGCUGAAAUGUCGGAACAAUACUCUGAUAAGGUUACCUGGAUCGUUGCCAAUGUUGAUGAUGUAAAUGGAGAAAGCAUGAAACCAUAUAUUCCAGGAUAUGUCAUGUUGAAUGGAGCCAAUGUCUUGGAAGUAAUUCCAAGAGCUUCAUUUGUCCAACUUGAAAAUGCUGCUCUUACUUAUAUCGAGAAACAAAAAACUAUUAGAAAGAGAUAUAAUACAGACGAUGAUGACGAUGAAACAAACGAUCAAGAAACAACAACAACAACAACAACAACAAAAACAACAAAAACAACAACCGACACAACAGUGAAAGAUACUUUAGAAACUAAAGAUGGAUCAACAGAACAAGUAAAGGAAAAUAUAGUAAAGGUUGCUGCUGAUUCUGCAGAUGAGCCAGAUAACGACGAAUCAUCUUUUAUUCAAUUUAAAUCAAAGGUUGAUAUUAAGAAAAAGCCUGUUAAUACAUUCAAGUCAACAACAACAACAAAGAAAUCAACAACAUCAUCUCCAUCAACAACAUCAAUACUUAGCUUUGAUGAAGAUCAAAAUGAUGAUUCCUCAACUUUUUCAAUACGUAAUCAAUCGUUAAAGUCAAUCAAGAUGAGUAGUAUGAAAAGAAAUGACCUCAAUAUCCAAUCGACUGCUGCAACUUCAUCAUUUUACAAUCAAUCCAUUGGAGAAUACACUGUAGAGAAUCUAAACAAAUUGAAAAUUGCAACAACCUCUAGAUCAACUGUCCCACCAAACAAAGAAGAACAAGAUGAAUCGAUGACAACCAUGGUUGGAAUGGAUACAAGAGAUGAAGAGGAGGAUGGAAAAGAUGGAGACACUGAUUUACCAACAAUUGAACAAAUCAAAGCGGCAAAAGAAAAAAGAGAAAGAUUAAGAAGAGAACAUAAAGAUAGAGAUAAUAAUAAUAAUAAUAAUAAUGGUUUUAUUCCAUUGGAUUCAAGAAAAAAGAACAAUAGUAAUAAUAAUAAUAAUAAUAAUAAUAAUAAUAGUAACAAACCAAUUAUAGAUAUAGAUAUGGAAAGUGAUAAUGAAGAUGAUGACUCUGCAAAUGAAUAUGAUCAAGAAAAAUCAAAUGUUAGGAAAUUUGGAGAUACUAGUGCAUCAUCAAAGACAAGAGGUGGAGUUGAUGAUACUAUCAAUGUAGAUAGUGAUGAAGAAGAUAGUGAGGUUAGAAGAUGGCACAUUGAACAAAUACAAAAAGGAGGUGGAAUUUCAAGUAAAGCAUCUCUAGAUUCCAAAUCAAAGAGUCAUCAAAAGGAUUUACUUCAUCAAACAAAAGAAGAUUAUCCUCAACGUGGUGGUGGCAGUACAACAGACAAUGCUUCGGGUUAUGCACAGAGAUUGUUACGAGAUAUUGAAAGCGCGUUAGAGGGAAUGGAUGAAGUACAAUUCUCACAUAAAUCCGAUCUUUCAAGAAGUCAAGCGGCACUUGAAGACAGUCAAUAUUUGGUGAUGAGGUUAGAGUCUGAUUUGAAUGUUAUUGACGAUGAAGUAAACUAUUAUUACGAGUUUGAGGAUUAUGUCAAAAAUAUGGAAGGAUGUUUGGAUGAAAAGAUACCUCAGAUUGAAGAAUUGGAAUCUAGAAUGAUGGAUUUGGAAUCUCAUUAUUUUGGAUCAAAAGGAAAACCAAUGACAUCCGAACAAGAGGUAGAAGAAGAGGAGGCAUUUUAUCAAAAAGAAAAGAGGCACAUUCAAGAAUUAUCACAAAAAGUACUAGAGGAUGUAGACGAUGAAUAUAGCCAACUUGAACUUGUACGAGACAAGUUUCAAAAUUGGAAACAAAAGAAUUAUUCUUCAUACAAAAAAAUCAACCUUGCCUAUAUUAUUCCAGCCAUUUUUGCACCAUUUAUCAAAUUACAAUUACUUCAAUGGAAUCCUUUACAAGAUUCUAAUUUUGAUAAAUAUCCUUGGUUUUCUCAAUUAUCAAAUUAUGGUAUUUUAAAAAAUAUAGAAUUAGACCAUGAUGAUCAAGAUCACAAUUUGAUACCAAAACUUGUAUCAAAAAUUAUUGUAACAAAAGUAGAAUAUUUUAUCAAAUCAAUUUGGGAUCCAUACUCUGCAACUCAAACAAAUAAUUUAAUUCACACAAUUGAAGAGAUUUUAAUUUAUGUUGAGCAAUUACCUUCAUACUUUUUUAAUUUGAUAAUACAAAGGAUUUUAAAAUCUAUAGAACAAAUCAAAUUUAGGAAAGAAAAUACCGGUAAACAAGAAAAUCAAAUUAUUUUUGAUGGCUCUAUCAGUUUAUUACUGGUAAUGGUUAGAUUUCACAAACUUUUUGAUUCAGAUUCAAAAUAUACACUUGGGAACCAUAUUCUAGACUAUGUAAAUUCGAUUAUAUUGACAAAUAUUUCACAAACCUCUCUAUUGGAUGAACCAAGUCAACUAUUAUUAUGUCUGCGUCGGGUUGUCGAUAGUUUUGUGAUAAUCAACAACAACAAUGAAAAGAAAAGAACUUGUUCAAAUAUGGUACAUGGUUUAUUAAUUGAUGUGGAAUCUUUAAUUGAAAGUGAAGAUGAUAUUAACCAAAUAUCAUACAUUAAAGAUAAAUUAUCUCUUUGA
Molecule: messenger RNA, 2763 nt
Organism: Cavenderia fasciculata
Lineage: Eukaryota; Evosea; Eumycetozoa; Acytosteliales; Cavenderiaceae
Product: GC-rich sequence DNA-binding factor-like protein
Exons: 5
Coding region: 1-2763 (920 amino acids)
Biological process (GO): mRNA splicing, via spliceosome; spliceosomal complex disassembly
Cellular component (GO): U2-type post-mRNA release spliceosomal complex; nucleus
Molecular function (GO): DNA binding
Source: RefSeq, a predicted model, not a curated record